Aspergillus niger is the source of this 1176-nucleotide messenger RNA. RefSeq lists its product as uncharacterized. The transcript is spliced from 3 exons. Lineage: Eukaryota; Fungi; Ascomycota; Eurotiomycetes; Eurotiales; Aspergillaceae. The coding region runs from base 1 to 1176 and encodes 391 amino acids. The record is from RefSeq and is a predicted model, not a curated record.
AUGGAAGAGCGACGGCGUAGAUACUUCGGUUAUGAGGAUGAGUCGAGCGCUCCACUCACAGCUGACAAUCUCGCCCAAUACAGAGAGGGUGCCCAGCAGGUACCUCAACCCACCAACCGCCUCGACAUACCAGAAGAGACAUGUCCCGCACACCCUCCUGCAAGCACCGAACAGAUCUUAGUUCCAAUAAAGGUCGUCGCUGCGCCUACGCCCAGAGACGGACAGUUUCGUGCCAAUGAUUUGCGGCUUGCCAACAUCCUGAUGGAACAACCACGAGAUCCCAUCAUCGAUGAUUAUAUAGCACGCUAUGUGUUUACCACUCUGGAAAAUCAGGAUGAUGGAUAUACUCGUUUAAUCGCAGCAAGACUUUUCAUAAGAUCCAAUAGUGUCAACUUGAGAUCUCCGCUCCUACAAGUCGAAUGGGAUCAGGGAUUUCGCGGGAUGAAGAAUGAAGGAUGGCGUAGUGACUUGGAACCUGUCCACGCUGCUCCUCCCAGUCCUCUGAUUCAGAACCAGCAGACUAUCCAACAGACUUCCAACCAAACUGGCAACUCAACUUCACCUGAUCGUGCAGGAGGGCCAUCCACCACAGGCUUCGAGUUGGAACGUUCUUGCCCAUGUAUAUGUGUCGGUUUAACGGAAAGCGAAUUGACCCAAGGUCUCGAGCACAGGAGAAGCAGCGGUGAUUCUUAUAGCAUGCUGUCCGAAUUGCAGGAAUCCUCCACCCUGAUCACCGACCCGCACGCUACACCCGUGCACGUCAACUUUCCAUUCUUGAUAAUCGAGACAACAUCCCAUAUUGAUGGGAGUCUAUACCAAGCCCAGAAUAAAGCCGCACUGUGUGGCUCCAGAGCAAUUCGUAUCCUGGAAGCCCUUUCAGAGUACCAUGAAGACCACUCCAGUUUUCGUAUAUUCCCGGCUCCUGAUGAGUUACCUUUCAACUUGGCCUUCUCCAUCACCGUCAAGGGCCCAAUCUGGGAAGUGUGGCUUCAUCAUCGACGGGCCGGGGAUACAGCCUUAGAACCGUAUGCCAUGGUUUUUCUAGCGGCGGGAAAUACAGAUCGUGCGAGAGAAUGCUUGUCCCUCGUACGCAUCAUCUCAGAUAUUAUGAGAUGGGGUAGUGGCGUCUUCGCCGCGAAGAUCAAAAACCUUCUUCGCGAAAUAGACCUUGCUUGA